Messenger RNA from Exophiala xenobiotica, 3401 nucleotides. RefSeq lists its product as uncharacterized. Lineage: Eukaryota; Fungi; Ascomycota; Eurotiomycetes; Chaetothyriales; Herpotrichiellaceae. Gene Ontology annotation, molecular function: ATP binding; protein kinase activity. The record is from RefSeq and is a predicted model, not a curated record. Gene Ontology annotation, biological process: regulation of mRNA processing; spliceosomal complex assembly; protein phosphorylation. The transcript has 2 exons. The coding region runs from base 622 to 2361 and encodes 579 amino acids.
GGUGCCUCCGUCUCGUCUCCUGCAUGUUCUUUCCAUCUUCCAACCAAAUCCCUUCCUCUCUAUCCAUAACACCACUUUCAUCUUUCCAAGGUCACGUAAGAGGCGUGCUCUCAUCUCCUCGCUGUCACCCAUCCUUGACUUGUUCUUCUCCAAGCCAAUCCGGGUUUCCGCCCCUUGUUUCUGCCGCGAGUCAUUUUAUACGAAACGUCCGUCCUGUGAUCUGCACAAUCUGCCCAGCCCUGCGACCGAUAUAAUCAACAAAGUGUCAUCCUCCGGCGCGCCUCAAGCCUUUUUACACAGUACACGCUUUUUCAGGAUCCCACGGCCUGAUCGCGGGCGGUCAAAUUUUGCAACCCUAAGCCGGUGUGUGCUCGCUUAGUUAAUUCAUCGCUCCCAGACGCCGAUCUGACGUCGCCCGGACCAGCCGAAUCUUCCGUGCCAUCCUACGCUAGACGCUCAGCAUCCCAGCCUCACUUAAAAAUAACGACAUCAUCGAGGCCGACAGGGCUUUCCUUCAAUGAGUCGAGCUUGAAGAGAGAAUGGAACAGCCUGACCAUUGUCUAUAGGACUUCUCUCUCUCUCUCUUUUUGCCCCUCUCCCCUCAGCAACUAACGCCUCAAAAUGCCGAUGCGGCCCAACAUGCUCAAACGGGUACGUAGCCACACGAACCGACAAUCUCUGAGCGACCUGGUACACGGCAGAGGAAAUUCGCCGCAUCCUCAACCAGACACCAUCUCCGGCCACAAGCAAAUCGAAGAGGAAACUCUGCCCAAAUACAACGCGGAUAAUUUCUAUCCGGUUCGCUUAGGUGAAGUCUUGAAUGACCGGUAUAAGUUAUGUGUGAAGUUGGGCUUUGGCAUGACUGCAACAGUCUGGCUCGCCCGGGAUCUGCAUGCUGAGCAAAGUGCUGGCAACCACAAAUAUGUCACCAUCAAAAUCAACGUCAACACCUUGAGCGAGGACUUCCUGAACGGCCGGCGCGAAAUUGCACAGAAGCUUUUUUCGGCCAACCCUGAUCAUCCAGGCUACAACCACAUCCGAUUUAUGCGCGACACCUUCAAGAUCAGGAAUCGCCAUGGCGAGCAUCUUUGCAUCGUUUAUGACGUCCUCCGUGAACCCAUUGAUGCAUGUAUGGAGAAAUUCCCCGGUCGACGUUUCAACUCUGAGAAACUCCGCAAACUCUUGCCCGCUCUUCUCAAAGGUCUCGAUUAUCUCCACACAGAAUGUGGGGUGGUGCAUACCGACCUCAAAGCAGACAACAUCAUGAUGGGUCUAGGUGACCCGACCAUUCUCGAUCGGUUUGUGCAACGUGAAAUCGAUCACCCGUCGCCGCGAAAAAUGCCAGACUCUCAUGGCCGAAUCAUCUACACAUCAUGCAGCGACUUUGGCGAGGCUCCUACAGACGUGGUCAUUGCAUCCGCCAAGAUCACUGAUAUUGGUCUAGCAGCGUGGGGAACCGGCAAAAACACCAAGCCAAUCCAAUCCAAUGCCUUCAUGGCCCCCGAGGUCAUAUUACAAGCUGGCUGGUCGUAUCCUGCCGACAUAUGGAAUCUAGGGGUGAUGCUGUGGGAUCUUUUCGAGACCUUUGGCCUAUUUGACGCCAUGGACACGAGACCGGGCCAUUACCGCCCAGAGAAGCACCUGGGGUUGAUGAUAGCGCUGUUAGGCCCGCCGCCAGUAGAGUUCCUCAAGCGAGGAGCCAAGUCGUCCCAUUAUUUUGACAACGACGGCAAGUUCAAAUAUCCGGACUACAUCGACAAAGAGAUAUCUUUUGAUUCUUCGAUUCAAAGGCUCAGGGGAGAAGAAAAGGAGUUGUUCCUCGACAUGGCUCAGCAUAUGAUCUGUUGGGUGCCCGAAGAACGGUGGACAGCCAAGCAGUUACUGGAGCAUCCCUACCUGACCAAGGAACGAGAUUACAUUCCCACACCAGGCAAUUUGUCUCGUGCUUCGACCGCAUCAUUCCAAUCCAUCAUUCCGUCGCGGACUGGAACUCCGAAUCCAGCACCAUCGAAUUCAGUAUCCCGACGGACGUCGAACCUGGAAAGGAUACCUUCGCGCGAGUACUUGGUACCCAAUGGAAUGGGGACGUCGCCGGACAAACCAUCCUCGAGACCUACCACGCCGGCCACUUCCACUAUGACGCUACCGCAUCAUGUGAAGAGAAGCGAUGAUAAGAAUGGCUCUUCGGCGAUGACGAGUCCCGGAGGACACCUUGCACUCAGUCACAAUGUUGCGAACAAGUGCUCACAGGACCUCAUCGAUUCGAUUCUGAGCAAGGGAAGGAACCAUAACGGCCAGAACGGCCAGAACAAUGGUACAACUCGCUCAUCGAUGGACUGCAACAAUACGCCGACCAAGUAAUGCAUACUGGCUGAAUUGGGAAUGGCCCUGUCGAUUUUAUAGUUGCUGGAUACCCGUCUGUACGGAGCCUGGGGGGUUUUAUAGGGCAUGGUUGUACGGAGUUCACGGCGUGCUGGAUCCCAGAUGGGCUGUCCAGCAGAGCGCUUGUUCGGAAAUUUGGCUGGCCUUCUUGAGCGAGCACCUUUUCAUGUGGAAACUACAUGGGCUCAGAAAAGCUGCAUCGGUGGGUUUGGGCGGGCAGCCGAGACCGAAGUCGAGCAUCUAUGUUUUUUUGUCUGGUACGGCAAGUGAAAGAAUGCAUCACGCUCGCCCACACGCUUCCUUGAGCGUACAGAGUAUAGAUGUUGGUCCAGUUCCUCUUUUCCCCUAGGCACUAGUAUCUACCUAGCUACCUGCCUGCGUGCAUGUGUCAUAUGUGCCUCUUACCGUGUCUUGUUUCAGUACAAACCUACAAAAUCUCACAGUAUUCUCCUUUUCCCUGUGGGGACUACUGCCAGUGCUCUCUCUUCGGAGGGCUCGGGAGGAAGACGCGCCAGGUGUGUGUGUGUGUGUGCAAGGAGGAUUGCGGUGCGGUGCGGUUCGGUUCGGGUUGGACGAGGGCGUGGCACGUUCUCGUCUGCAUCAGCUCCCACGUCCCAUGACUGUCAUGUGUUCAGGAGUCGCCGUCCUUUCGAGGGGGGCGAUGACAGAUUGGGGUUUCUUGUUCUUGUUUGACGGCGUCGAAUCACUGCGCAGGAUGAAGGUGCGUGGGUGUUGUGUAAGGGAAGAGAUGUUUGUGCAGGUUGACGAAUGAGGCCACGGCCGGACCAAGCGUGCGAGUUGUGCCACGACGUGCCUAAGUAAUAGUAACGCGCCGAGGGGGGGAGGCUCACUAGGCUCACUAGGCUUAAAACUUUGGGGACACACUCACCUGCAGGUAGGCACUAACUAGGCCUCACUAACUUAGUUAGCCUGCAACAGUUAAGCUUGUUAAGUUAAGGGCCACAGGCAGGGCAGUGUGGGUUUCAUUUAGGCGAGUGUGGCUGGAUCGGAAGGGAGAG